AAAAAAGAAGAGACAAAGUCCUGUUCCAAGGGUUCUUUUUUUUCACUUUCUAAUUGGUGACCUUUAUAGCAUAGUAUCCUUGGAAGUUUUUAAUUUUGCUAAGUGUUUUUUCUUCUGUCAUUUGUUUGUUUACAUGCCUUAUAUAUUAUUUUUUGUUCUCCACUUUUAAGUAACAGGCUUCAUUUUUAUUUGUCAUUUAUGGAAAAAGUAGCUAAAUAGUUUAAAAUGUCAUUAUAUGUUAAUGACUUUUAUUAACUUCAAAUAAAGUCACAUUUGGCUAAAAAUUUCAAUCAUAGUAUAAAAUAAAUGGAAAAGGAUAUGUGUUAAUUAGCUAUAAUAAUGAAAAAAUAAAAUCAAUAAUAUUGACUUUUAAGACAUUCUAUUCUGGGUAAUUCCCCUCCCUCCAAAAUCCUUACUCAUUAAUUUUGUGCCAUUGGCAUUGGCCUUUGCCAUCAACUCUCAGACAACACAAGAAUGACGGCGUGUAAGGAACAGGGGUGGCUUUUCAUUGGCAGGAGAUUUGAGCGUGAGUGUUAACCUGUGAUGAGAAUAUGUGGUGUUAGUUGAGAUCUCCUGAGGAUGCCAUGGUAAGUCUUUUGCUGUUGCCUUUGUACCAGCAUUUUGUGCCGCUUAGAGGCAGUGCUCCAGAUUCUCGUCACAUCUGCUUCAUAGAAUGGGGAUCCACCACAGUAGAAUUUGUAAGAAAGGCUUCUCUGUUUAAAAAGAAGUGACCUGAAAUCUACUGUUUGUAGACUGAAAACUGACGGGAGUGUCCCUUACCCCUGACAAAGAUGCAUCCUAUUGCUUUGUGAGUCACUGCGGUCCACAGAUUGGAUCUCAUGCCUUUAUUUUAUUUUUCUGUUUUAAAGAUGGGAAUCUCCUUCUGUAGCCUGGCUUGGCCUGGUAGUAGCCGUGUAACCUUGAUUGGCCUUGAUCAUAAGGUUAUAAAUUCUAGUUAAAUUCAAUCCGUCAGAAGAAACAUCACCAGAACUUUAUUAAGAAUGGAUUCUGAGAAUAAACAUGAAAAUGAUGAGGAUGAGGAAGCCACAGACACGAAAAUCAUUUCCUCCUGUGAUGCCAGUUGUGGGCCUGUAUCCGAUGGGAUAGCAAAUGCCUCUGAGAGUUUCACGAGCAAAAGGGUUUUUUCAGAAUCGUCCAGCUCAGACAGUGUUGCUGUGGAGGAAGAGAGAAAUGAACUUGCUUCCAAACGAAGGAGAAUAGAGCCCUGUGAGAUGGAAGAGCAGGGCACCUCUGGGUUGGACACUGAAGAAGCUGAUGUAGGACAGGAGGCCUUCUCCACCAACCACUCAGAUGGAGGCCAAGCCCUUCCCAGUGUCUUCUCCCCACCAGGGGAUUUUAGUACAUUUGAUACUCUUCAUUUGAAAGCAGAUGCGGAGAGAAAGCCUGCUCAGGAAACGGUUUCCCUAGUUCCGGAAAGACACACUCCUUUUCCUCCAGAAGAAAUGAGUGUUAGUAGCUUUGGAAAUGCAGAGACAGUUCUCAAGUGCAGGAUGUGUGGCCAUUCAUUUUCCUCUUGCUCUGCUUUGGAAGAGCAUGUGGAAUGUCGUGUGGAACAGGAGAAGAAGUGUGCCUGCUGCCACUGUAGCCACAGAGCAGAGAGCAGCUCGCCUCCUCACGUGCAUGUCAAACAUACUCACGGGCCUCAGAAAAUUUUUUCCUGUGAUCUCUGCGGCUUCCACUGUGCCGAAGAAAACCUGCUGAAUGCGCAUUAUCUUGGCAAAACACACCUUCGGCGUCAGAACCUUGCUGCUCGUGGAGGAUUUGUACAAAUCUUAACAAAACAGCCUUUUCCUAAAAAAUCCUGUGUCAUGGGAACAAAGAAUGUUAGAACGAAACCAAGAGCUUCUAAACCACUGGCAAGGAAUGGGGAUUCCAAAGGAGUGCAGAACACUGGGAACAACUCUCAGGCCUGCAGAGGAACCCUUUCUGAACACAGUGGUGCUGGGAGUGAGCUGCUUGUCGAAAUGGUGCCAUCUAGGAAUACCUCAUCAGGGAAAGAAGAAGUUGUUGAGGAAAGUGUUACUUUUGGUGUAGUUCAAAGUCCUGAAAAUCAGAACAAACAGCUAGGGGGCUUAGUAAGCUCAGAGGGUCUUUUAGGUAAACCGGAAUCCAUUAAGAAUACCCUCCAGAGAGCGCAUAUUAGUAUCAGUGCCACCUCGAGGACAAGAUCUGAGCGAAAUCUCCUCAUGUUGGGUCAUAGCUUUCGCAGAAGAACUGGCACCUUUACUUUAAAGGGCCAGGCAAAGAAAAGGUUUAAUCUUCUAGGAAUUAAUAAGAGGGGUACCAAUGAAACUCAGAGGAUGUAUAUGAAACACUUUAGAACACAGAUGAAGCCAAAUGAUGCACAGCCAAUGACAGAACAAAGACAAACGAGCCAGGAUGUCCAAAGUCUGUGUGUGACUACCUCAGACGACGCAGAAGGGACGCAGGACAAGACAGCUUCCCAUCUUUCGGGCUCCACGCAGCUGGGCUCCCUGCCAGUAAAACCAGCUCCAGUCUGCCAGGUCCUGUGUACCUGUCCAGAGUGUGGUCAUAUAGCUGCAGACAAGACAGACUUGGAAAUUCAUGUGAGAAGGUGCCCUGCAAGAGAGAUGCGGUUUUGCUGUCAGACCUGUAACUUUUCUAGUCCGUCGAGGGAAGGCUUAGAGGAACACUUUCAUAAUGACCAGCACCAGCAGGUGGCUCCUGCCCUCAGCUGCCAGCAUUGUUCCUUCGUUUCCUUGAAUGAAGUGGGUCUUAGAGACCACAUGAAGGAAAUGCAUAACAUGGGCUUUUUUUGCACCUCCUGUAAUCUGUUCUUGCCUGAAAAGGAUGUGGAAGAACACAGAGCAACUGAGAUGCAUAAUAGUUUAGUGGUCCAACCCAAGACGGCAUCAUCAUUGAGCAGGGACUCUGUUUUACCUUUAAGUACUUUAGAAUCAGAAAACAUGGAAGAUUCUAGAGAAGAAUCAGGGAAAGCAGCUAAGGAAGAUCCUGCUGAGUCGAGGGUCAGCCAUGGAACUGAAGCAAGGCAUUCAAGUAAGCCUCAGUUUCAGUGUAAGAAGUGCUUUUACAAAACACGGUCUUCCACCGUCCUCACGAGACACAUAAAGCUUCGGCAUGGGCAAGACUAUCACUUUCUUUGUAAAGCAUGUAAUCUUUAUUCAUUGAGCAAAGAAGGGAUGGAGAAGCACAUUAAAAGAAGCAAACACCUUGAAAAUGCUAAGAAAAAUAAUAUUGGUUUAAGUUUUGAAGAGUGCAUUGAAAGGGUGUGCAUAGGUGCAAAUGAUAGAAAGGAGGAGUCUCACGUUUCUGGAAGUGGAAGAGCCGAAGGCCAUGUUGGUGUGCGAUUACAGGAGCAUUCCUGUCGUGAGCAGAGCUUGCUGCCUCCUAAGGAGCUGCCCCAGUCUGGUGUCGGCACCAGAGAUGAUGAAUUAGCCUUAGCCCCUGCUCCAAAGAGAGGGCGGCCCAAAGGCAGCAUUUCACGGACCUGUUCACACUGUGGACUUCUGGCCUCUAGUAUUACAAAUUUGACGGUGCACAUCAGGCGUAAACACAGUCACCAGUAUAGUUAUUUAUGCAAAGUCUGUAAGUAUUAUACUGUAACUAAAGGAGAUAUGGAACGUCAUUGUGCCACCAAGAAACAUAAAGGACGGGUGGAAAUAGAAGCAAAUGGGAAACAAAGCUCAGAUAUAAUUGUUGGCCCAGAAGGGGGUGAUCUUGAAGCGUGUAAAAAGAAUUCCCCUGGAGCAGUGACCGCUUCCAAUGAGCAGGCUGACAGGUCCGCUGGGUCUGCUGCAUCGCCUACAGAUAAGCCGGUGGUCGACUGUGAAAACGCAGUAGAAGUUGAAGCUGAGAAUGUGUUUCAUUCUGGAGAUGGAGAAGGUAGCCGUCGACUCUCUGAUAGAAAGGGGCAGCUCUCUCUAGAUCCAGAGGACCUUCUACAGCAGAAUGAUGUGUGCUCUCAGAGAGAUGUUGCAGGUUCAGGUGACAAUAGAUGUCUGCACUGUGAGUUCAGUGCUCACUCAGCUGCUUCGCUAGAGCUGCAUGUGAAAAGGAAGCACACCAAAGAGUUUGAGUUUUAUUGCAUGGCCUGUGAUUACUAUGCAGUGACUCGCAGGGAAAUGACUAGGCAUGCUGCAACAGAGAAGCAUAAGAUGAAAAGGCAGUCUUACCUCAACUCCUCUACUGUGGAAGCAGGUUCUUCAGAAAUGUCCAAAAGCAUCCUUGUGCCUGAGGAGGGGCAUUCACAAAACCCUGAGGAAUUUAAAAUAAAACCAGACCAAUCAUCUGAUACUCUCAAACCUAGAAAUGCUGCAGAUUGCUCUAUUUUAGAUGAGAAUGCUAGCUUAGACAUGUCUAAAGUACUCUGUGUUCCUGACGCAGUAGAAAUUGUGACUGAGGAAGAUCAUUCCUUUUGUGAGACCUUGCAACAGCCCCUUGCUAAGGACAAACAUAUGAAACCUGGGGAGAUAGUGUCCCUUAAUACACCCUCUAAUCAUGGCUCCCCAGCCCGUCUUCAAGCUGACAAUCCAGGAGACUAUGCUGCGGAUUGUGAGACAGGAAAGGAAAACCAUGGCUUGUUGAACGAUGCCGAUGCUGGUGACCCAAGGACACGCUGUGAAGGUGAGGGAGGCAGUACCAGUGAUAGUGGAGGUAAAGUCCUUGACAAGUCCCUCUCCUCUGGAGACUUAGAUGGGGACCAUUCCGCUGAAUCCACUUCCCCUGCUGGGGACCUGGAUGGUGGCGGCCAGAGCAAAGCUGGAUGUGAACCGAGUUCAGAAGACUUGAAAGAUGUGCAAGCUGACCCUGUUCUCGAGAAUAAGGAAAUCCUGAUGAACUCACAACAUGAGAUUGUUUUAGAAGAGGAUGGCCCAGCUUCUGAUGACACAGUUGACAGUAACGAUGUGUAUGAAACUAUAAUAAGUAUUGAUGACAAAGGGCAAACCAGGUACAGUUUUGGCCGGUUUGAUUCUUCCAUAAUUAGAAUAAAAACUUCUGAAGAUGGUGAAUUGGUAGAUCAGUCGGAAGAGGGUCUUCUGGCAGCAGGGGUGAGAGUUAGUGAGUUGCCCCCAAAAGACUGUGUUCAAGGCUUGAAGAAGAGGAAAGUUGAAGGCAGUUCCUUCGGCGAGUCCACACGAAUCCGAUGUGAUGAUUGUGGUUUCUUAGCAGAUGGAUUGAGUGGACUGAAUGUCCACAUAGCUAUGAAGCAUCCCACGAAAGAGAAACACUUCCAUUGUUUACUUUGUGGGAAAUCCUUCUAUACCGAGAGCAACCUUCACCAGCAUUUGGCUAGUGCUGGCCAUAUGAGAAAUGAACAGGCCAGUGUAGAAGAGCUUCCAGAGGGAGGGGCCACCUUCAAAUGUGUCAAGUGUACAGAGCCCUUUGAUUCUGAACAGAACUUGUUUCUACACAUUAAAGGACAACACGAGGAAUUGCUACGGGAGGUAAAUAAGUACAUAGUGGAAGACACUGAGCAAAUCAAUCGCGAGAGAGAGGAAAACCAGGGGAACAUCUGCAAGUACUGUGGGAAGAUGUGUCGGAGCAGCAACUCCAUGGCCUUUCUGGCUCACAUUCGCACCCACACAGGUAUGUAACCCUGGUAGCAAGCCUGCGUU
This is a messenger RNA of Alexandromys fortis (reed vole), 5618 nucleotides long. RefSeq names its product zinc finger protein 407-like. Gene Ontology annotation, cellular component: nucleus. Gene Ontology annotation, molecular function: zinc ion binding; nucleic acid binding. Gene Ontology annotation, biological process: positive regulation of transcription by RNA polymerase II. The transcript is spliced from 2 exons. NCBI's taxonomy places the organism in Eukaryota, Metazoa, Chordata, Mammalia, Rodentia, Cricetidae. Bases 1002 to 5597 code for a protein of 1531 amino acids. The record is from RefSeq and is a predicted model, not a curated record.